AUGGAACCACAAUGCCUCUUUCAGAGGCACGCUGUCUGGUUACAUUACUGUGUGUAUGACCGUGUGGCUAUUGCGGAAGCGACAGGUAGAAGUGGUGGUAUUUGGCUACUUCAGAGAAGAGGGCACUCAUUCACGGUUUCUGUUAUGCACAUCUCGACCAGGACUAUAUCUAUCAAUGUCGGACGAGGUGGUUGUACAUGGGCGCUUACAGGGAUCUACGCCUCACCCUCUUUUCGAGAAAGGCUCAGCGACUGGGACAACCUGAAGGCGGCUCGAAUGACUUGUGUAGGGUCAUGGUGCGUCAUAGGUGACUGGAACGAGGUUUCUGGCCCAUCCCAAUCCACCAGAUGCUCUUUCUCACAACAUCGAGCGGAUGUUCUUAAUGAAGUCCUACAACAUUGCGAUCUAACGGUUAUUCAAAGCAUUGGCACGCCAUUUACGUGGCGUAGAUCAUCCACGGGAGUUAAUAUCCAUUCUCAGAAAUGCCUGGACUACGCCACAGCGGACACAGAAUGGAUGGCCAAUUUUCCUUUCGGGACAGUGGAGACAUUAAAUAGAGGGAAUAGUGAUCAUAAUCCCUUCAUAUUGUAUUGCCAUCGCAAACCCAACAUCCAGGGACUUCCGCAACCGCCUUUUCGUUGGCAUGAGGCUUGGGCAGACCAUCCUGAUUAUUUAAAGGUUAUUACUGACAAGUGGCACCUGGGUAAUGGAGACUUCUUGCACAACAUGAAUUCCAUCAGGGAAGCCUCCAUUUCGUUCAAUCGGACAUGUUUUGGGAAUAUUGGGGCUCGAAAGCACAAGAUUCAAAGGAGAUUGUUGGGAAUCCAACGCAUCCAAACUAGGGUUGAUUCGGCUCGGCUCGCAAUUCUUGAGAGGCAUCUCCUUACGGAAUAUAACUUCAUCCUUCACCAGGAGGAACUCAUCUGGUUCCAGAAAUCCCGGGAAAAAUUUCUAUUACACGGGGACCGUAAUACGCGCUUCUUCCAAACAGCUGCCAAGAUCCACAAAAAUAAUUCCAUCACCCUCGCGGGCUGCGAAUACACGGAACCUCUUGCGCCUCCUAAUCCCGACACAGAGAUAUCGGUUACACAGUCAGUCUCUAACAUGGAAAUCACGCAGGCAAUCGAUUCUUGUCCUCUUUAUUCAGCCCCAGGCCCAGAUGGCUUCCCUACUAUUUUUUUCAGGAAAUACUGGCAUCACAUUAGUCCGGACACAUGUGACUUUAUCCGCACUAUCUUCGCAAAUGGGCGUUUUACGCCCAAUCUCGGAUUCUCGUAUCUUUGCCUGAUUCCAAAGAUUGCCACGCCGCUAACUAUCAAAGACUACAGGCCUAUCAGUCUUUGCAACGUCGUCUACAAGUUUGUGACUAAGGUGAUUCUAUAUCGUCUGAGACCAAUUCUAGUAGAUUACAUUGGUCCGGAGCAAUCGGCGUUUCUUCCCGGUAGAGGAACUGCGAACAAUGCUAUUGUUCUCCAUGAGAUCCUUUACAAAUUUAAGCAGCGCCAGCGGGGUUGUGAGUUUGCUAUUAAAAUUGAUUUAGACAAGGCCUACGUCCGGGUGAGGUGGAAAUUUCUUCGUGAUUCGCUUAUUCAAAUGGGAUUGGACACACCCUCGGUUUCUCUUAUCAUGGAAUGUGUGACGUCCGCUCACUUUGCUAUUCUUUGGAAUGGCCGACCUUCGGUGGACAUUUACCCUUCUCGGGGCCUUCGUCAAGGGGAUCCACUCUCCCCUUACUUGUUCGUUAUCAUAAUGGAGAGACUCACUAGAACCAUCAAUCGGGAGGUCAGCGCGAGAAAUUGGGACCCAAUUGUGUUGUCGCGGGGAGGCCCGAUUCUCAGCCAUUUGUUAUUUGCGGAUGAUGUUAUCCUUAUGGCCCAAGCUAAUCUGGCCACGACCCAAACAGUAAAUACAGUUCUCAAAGCUUUUACGGAGGAAGCAGGACUUGCAAUCAACUUGAGCAAGUCUCAAAUCAUUUUUUCAGCGGCGACUUCAGAAAGAAAGCGUAAUCGGAUUUGUCACCAGCUAUCCAUUCCCUCGACGGAGUCUUUUGAGAAUUACUUGGGUUUUCCUAUCAUUGCUGGGAGACGGAAGGUAUCUCACUUUGAAUUCAUUAUUGAACGCAUCUCUCGGCGGCUGCCCCCGUGGCGUGCUAAAUUCCUCAACAAGGCGGCCCGGACUACUCUAGCACGAUCGGUUCUCUGCACUAUUCCGGUAUACUUUAUGCAAAUAGCAUGGUUUCCAGAGAUAACCUGCCAGCAAAUUGAUAGCAUUAUUAAGAGAUUUAUUUGGAAAGACCGAGAUGGACGAGGCUUACAUCUAGUUAAUUGGCAAACUGUGGUGACGCCUCGCCGCUCGGGAGGACUUGGUAUUCGUAAAACGCGACAGAUGAACAUUGCAAUGUUGGGAAAAAAAGUUAGCGAAUAUAUCGACGACACUUCAGCGCUUUGGGUUGACGUUUUGUCGGGUAGAUUCGGCAGGGGAUAUGAGGGGAUCAAUAGGCCCAAGACACAAUCUUCUUCUGUCUGGACUGCCUUGAGGAGAUGCUUCUCCAUCCUUGCGACUGGCUUCACCUUCAGGCUUGGUAAUGGGGAGACCAACUUCUGGGACGGGAUCUAUCUCCAAGGUAAAUCCAUCAAAUUUCUUGUUGACUAUGUGCAUAUUUCGGACUCCGACAAAUCUUGCCGUCAAAUGAUUGUUAAUGGGCGGUUGGAUAUUCAAUCGUUGCACACAAUCUUCCCAGCGCAUAUUAAUAAGGCCCUUAUGGAAGUUAGGAAUUUAUAUCUUCAUCCUUCCGUGUCAGACAGAUGGUGUUGGUCGGUUGGUAGUAAAGGCGCUUCGGCACCAACGACAACUAGAUUCUACGGGACGGAGACGGAGACAUGGGUGCACGUGUUUUUUUCAUGCCCGUGGACUGUUCAGAUUUGGGCCGGGCUAAUUCAGCGGGGUUUUCCUACACGGCUGGCCCACUCUAUUCCCUCUGAUAACCAACCUCUUGAGUUCAUCGCCAAAGCGCCGGUGGGGUUGCGUUUUGCUCUUUGGUUUAUGUGGUUGGAGAGGAAUAACAGGGUGUUCGGAAAUCCGUCCGACACUCCGUGUGCUGUUGUCCUAAAAAUUCUUUCGUUCUUUCAUUGGUGGAAGGAGACAAGAAUGCGGGCGGAUAGGCAUGUGGUUGGGCUUAGUCAUGAUAGUAUUAUGAAAACUGUAACAUGGAAUUUGUUUUUUUGUACGGGCAUAAUCUUGCAUACUGACGGCUCGUCCAUGGGUAAUCCGGGUCCGUCCGGCUUCGGAGCCGUCCUGCGCAGUCCCGAGGGCGUGUGGAUUGAGGGGAUUUCAGGAAACAUAGGUAUCACCGACAACACCCUCGCCGAGAUGGUCGCGAUUCUUGAAGGGUUAAAUUUAGCAGUGGCCCGGGGAUGCACAACGCUCACUUGUUACUCCGAUUCGCAAGAGUCUCUCCGACUGAUACAAAGGGAAUCCGUACCAACUCAUGCUUUGGGCGGGCUGAUCAUGAACAUCAGAGAUAAGAUUAAUAUGAUGGAGAGUGUGCGGUUUUUUCACAUAUGGAUAGAGGGGAACUUCGUGGCAGAUAUUUUGGCUAGAAAGGGGGCCAAGGACGAAGCAUUCUUCACUACUUGGGCUUUUCCCCCGGAUGAGCUACUAACUCCGUUGGCCAAGGACGCGGCUUGGUUCUCUUACCCGCCCCCAAAUUCAAAGCCCCCUCACCGAGGUCGCCGUCGGCAUCAGCCUGUCCAGUGCCACCCGCACGGCGGCGUUCCUGUCCAACUUCACUGGCCGGGUCAUCUCAUUCCAUCUCCGCUCGUUUCCUUCCGUCUCACGGCCAGAAGGACCCUGCUCGCCUCGUCAUAG
Messenger RNA from Striga hermonthica, 3867 nucleotides. Lineage: Eukaryota; Viridiplantae; Streptophyta; Magnoliopsida; Lamiales; Orobanchaceae. The record is from the annotation of a GenBank genome assembly.